Messenger RNA from Tinamus guttatus (white-throated tinamou), 1589 nucleotides. NCBI's taxonomy places the organism in Eukaryota, Metazoa, Chordata, Aves, Tinamiformes, Tinamidae. The record is from RefSeq and is a predicted model, not a curated record.
AUGGUGGCUGCCUUGUGCACCCACAGAGACCACAACGGGACCCCAACGCUAAGGGGUUUGCAUGAAGAUGAAGAGGAGGCGCCGCCAUUUCAUGCUGGGGCGAGCACCAUGGCUGGUGCCAGAGCUCCCCGAGGAGAGAAAAUCCCCAUCUGCCCGGGCGCUAAUUCACAGUCUGUGAGGGGCUCUGUGGGCCUUAAACCACCUUUGUUCAGUGCUGUCGCCCCUCGCGUUGAGCCUGGGCGUGAUGGCUCGCUCUUGUUUCUCGGAGGCAACGAAGUAAAGAGCAGCGCCGUGGUGAAAUACUCCUCUGCGCCCCCGCAGGCCGCCUUCGCCCGCCUGCAGGAGAAGACAGACCUGAAACUUCCACCCGCAAACUGGUUACGGGAAAGUGCCAAGCUGGGACCAGCCGGGACAACCAUUCUUGGCAACAACAAGAAAAGUAAACCCUUUUCAAGCUUUGGAAUGGCAUAUGACUUCAUUGACUCAGUUGGGAAUGAUGUGGAUGUUGUGUCUGAUUCAGAGAAUAUUAAAAAACUGCUCAAGAUACCCUAUAGCAAGUCACAUGUGAGCAUGGCAGUACAUCGCAUUGGGCGGACCCUCCUGCUGGAUGAGCUAGAUAUUCAAGAACUCUUCAUGAGAUCGUCUCAGACAGGAGACUGGACGUGGCUAAAAGAGUUUUAUCAAAGGCUGAUUGAUCAGAAGUGGCAACGAAAAAAGAAGAGUAAAGAGCACUGGUACCAGAAGGCUAUACUUUCCAAAUUUUUGUAUUACAGUAUUAAUGGUGAUGGAGCUGCUCAGCCUGUUCCUUCCGCUUCAGAACAGCACCAAGAUAGUCCUGUUUCAGGUGACAGUGAUGAAGCAGGACAGGCCUCCUGGCCAGCUCCCUUCGAAAUGCCUUCUUCAAUAUCUGAAGAUCCAGGUGCCUCAAAUCAGGGAAGUGUGCCUCUUGAACCCUCAUAUAUAGUGGGGCAUGUGGCCUCAGCCCCCAAAGAACAAAACCUGACUACUUUGUUCAAUGACGGGGAAAACAGUCAGGGACUUAAAAAUGACUUUGUUCGUAACAUCUUGUGGACCUUUGAAGAUAUCCACAUGUUAGUAGGAUCAAAUAUGCCUAUAUUUGGAGGUGGGAGAUACCCUGCUGUGAGCCUGCGUCUCAGGGAUAACAACAAACCAAUAAACGUGUUAACAGGAAUUGACUAUUGGCUAGAUAACUUAAUCUGCAAUGUCCCAGAGCUUGUGAUGUGCUUUCACGUUAAUGGAAUUGUUCAGAAAUAUGAAAUGAUCAAGACUGAAGAUAUUCCCAAUUUGGAAAACUCAAAUUUCUCUACCAAAGUGAUAAAGGAUAUUGCUCAAAAUAUCUUAUCUUUUCUGAAAUCCAAUUGUACCAAAGAAGGACAUACUUAUUGGCAAAACCCUUUUACCAUGCCCGUGGCAAUUCUUCUGUACAAAGUUGCUUGCAAUAUGAUGCUGAAGAAAAACCAGAAUAAGAAACACUAUGGCACUAUCAGAACUUUGCUCCUUAAUUGUCUGAAGUUGCUGGACAAUGGCAGACAUCCUCAAGUAAGAAUUGCAUUUUCCUGUAGCUUAAU